Rhincodon typus (whale shark) is the source of this 1525-nucleotide messenger RNA. It is a transcript of the gene pgap4, whose product is annotated as post-GPI attachment to proteins GalNAc transferase 4. The coding region runs from base 288 to 1502 and encodes 404 amino acids. Gene Ontology annotation, cellular component: Golgi membrane. The transcript is spliced from 2 exons. Gene Ontology annotation, molecular function: glycosyltransferase activity. The record is from RefSeq and is a predicted model, not a curated record. Gene Ontology annotation, biological process: GPI anchor biosynthetic process. Lineage: Eukaryota; Metazoa; Chordata; Chondrichthyes; Orectolobiformes; Rhincodontidae.
UGGGAGAAGGUCUCCGGGCCCCGAGAGGUUUCGUGGAAUGACUCUGGAACUGGGCGGUCUCUGGGUUCAGGGGCCCCCUUGCCUACUUGACGCAAUCCGUUGAUCAUACACCCACGAAAAACACCCCCCUCCUUCUCCUUCCCCUCCCCUCCCCUCCCCACCCACCGCCCUCUCAAACCCAUCAACAAAACCCACCAAGGGGGUUCUUUUUAAGUGUGGGGGGUGGUGUGGUUUCAUUCAUCCUGCAAGGUGAGAGGUGGUGGGGAGUGGUGGCGGUGGGUGUUACGAUGUUGGGGCGCUGGGUGCGGACAACGAGGUGCACCGAGGCGAGCGGAGGCCGGGGUGGGGGCUUCCCCGGGCGCCUCCUGCCCUGGCUGAAGAGGCCGUGGGUUCAUGCCGUGCUGCUCUACCUCUUCACCUUCGGAGUCGUGCUGCCCUUGCUGUGCCAGGGCCUACGGCAGUCCCGGUAUUUCGCCCGUGCGGCCCACCUCCGGCGCCUGACUGUGGAGGCGCUGGAGCGCAGCCGGGUGAGGGGCGAGGAGGCGGAGCGCUACGUGCGGGAGGCGGAUCCGGGGGACCUGGCGCGCGGGCCCCCCAUCACGGUAGUGGCGGUGGUGACCGUGUCCCGGCAGCAGGCCGCUGCCUACCGCUACUACCUGCAGGUGGUGGCGGCCCUGCACCAGUUGCUGGCUUCGUGCCGGGGUUGCCGGGGCUACCGGCUCUUCGCCUGCAACGUGGACCCUGAGCCCGAUGGCCACUGGGAGGCGUCGGAGGCCUCCCGCCUCAUCCCCACCGUUCGGCGGUUCGGCAGCGGUGGGCCAGCAGGGGGCGACGACAACCGCUUCGAGAAGGAGAAGCAGGACUACGCAUACUGCCUGCAGGAGGCGCUGUCCGCCUACGACCCCCAGCAUGUCCUGUUGCUGGAGGACGACGCUGUGCCGACGGAGGAUUUCUUCCCGGUCCUGCAGGACCUCCUGGAGAGGAGGCUGACCACCCCUGCCGCCCGGGGCGCCCUCUACGUCAAGCUCUACCACCCCGAGAGGCUGCAGGGUUACCUCAACCCCGAGCCCAUGCGCAUCCUAGAGUGGCUGGGCCUGGGUGCCCUGGGUGGUGCCUCGCUCGGCGUUGUCUACCGGAAGCUCUGCCGACGGGCCUCAGUGAUGCUGAGCUGGGCCGUUCUGGCCCUCUACACCAUGCUGGUCGCGGAGCUGGCCGGGCGCCACUACCUGCUGGAGUGGCGCCGCCUUAGCCCUCAGCUCUACUCCCUGAUGCCUGCCACCGAAUGCUGCACUCCUGCCAUGCUGUUCUCAGCUCCAGCUGCCCGGCGGGUGCUGGCGUACCUCAGCAGCGUUCGGUGCAGGGCGGGCUAUGCCAAGGACACAGCGCUGUACGCCCUGCUGUGGGAACGCGGCGAGACUGCCUACGCCCUGGAGCCCAACCUGGUCAGCCACAUCGGGCUGUACUCCACCCUCCGAGGCCCCAUCGCUCAACCCAGUCUCUGAAGGGACCCACCACACCCCAACCC